Podospora bellae-mahoneyi is the source of this 2121-nucleotide messenger RNA. RefSeq lists its product as uncharacterized. Bases 1 to 1281 code for a protein of 426 amino acids. The record is from RefSeq and is a predicted model, not a curated record. Gene Ontology annotation, biological process: regulation of DNA-templated transcription. Gene Ontology annotation, molecular function: DNA-binding transcription factor activity, RNA polymerase II-specific; zinc ion binding. NCBI's taxonomy places the organism in Eukaryota, Fungi, Ascomycota, Sordariomycetes, Sordariales, Podosporaceae. The transcript is spliced from 2 exons.
AUGGCCGACAAUCACAGAAGGGCGUACCCGCCGCCGCGAGAGGGCCCAGAGAGCUCGCAUUAUCCACCGCCCCCAGAGGAAGACGAAGAUAGGAGGAGGCUCCCGCCAGUUGGGGGGAGCGGCAUGAGCUUGCCGUCAAUCUCUUCCUAUCCACCACCACCAGCUUCGUACCCGCCGUCUGACCCACGCUAUCAGGAUCGAGGGUAUUCUGCAGACCCGCGAUAUCAAGAUUCAAGGAGUUGGCCCGCAGACUCUCAAACACCUAGUGGAUAUCCUCCGCCACCUCCGGACUCACGAUACCCGCCCUUGCCGUCGGUGAACCCGCCGCCACGGCGUUAUGAUGAUCGGCCGCCAUACGACGACAGGAGGCCGUAUGACGAUCACAGACCAUACAAUGACCCUUACUACGGGCCGCCUCCACACGCGUCCAGGCCCCCCAGUUACCCACCCCCUGGAUCUGAUCCAUACUACAGGUACCCGCCGGGAACUCCGUAUCCCUAUGGCGCUCCUCAACAGGCACCGCCUCAGCAGCAAGCUGCACCAAGGCAAAGGACAUCGAUUGCGUGCCGCUAUUGUCGAAAGAGAAAGAUUCGCUGCAGUGGUUACCAGAACACACAAAAUGGAAAGUGCACCAAUUGCGACAAGCUUCGAAUCGACUGCGUAUUCCAGCCGGUAUCUUCUAAUUCCUCAGCCGCCUUCGUUCCAGUUCAGGCGCUCCCCGGAGGAGUGCCUCCCGGAACACCCCUCUUUGGAGCGUGGGGACAGCCUCUCGGUUCAACGGGCUCACAGGGACCACCUCCGCAACGGCCUUACCCGCAACACCCCCCGUCUGACUACCCGCCACCUUUGAAUUCGCCCACAGCUGCGUAUCCUCCAUACGAUGACCGGGAAGGCAGCCGCCGACGAAGCCGCCCACCCGAAGACGAUCCGAGUUUGCGACCCGGCCCUCCCAACUACCCGCCUGACGACGAUCCGCGACGACGCUCUCCCGCUUCAAACCACAGCAACGGCACUCCCCCGACGGGCUAUCACCAGUAUCAACACGGCGUUUACGACCAGGACAGGACCCCAACUCCUCAAAAGCCGAGUCCCAGCGGUCCCAGUGCUCCUCCGAUGCACCCUCAGCAGCCGCCGCCUCUGGUGGCUCACUCGCCGCCUUCUGGUGCCUCCGCCAACCCAAUGAGUCUCGGACACCUUAUCAGCACGGAUGAGCGUGAACGAGGCGGUCCUAACGCCGGGAUCGAUCGCGACAUGCUCGGGAGACUGGGUCGGAGAUCCUAACAUAUAUAUGAUUUUUUCGCCACGACACAGCGAGGACCAGCAAUUUGCAUGUCUUAUAUAUACCCAGUAACCUUUCGCCAAAUGUCUAGCGUUGAAGUGGAAUAUGUGAUUUUCGGAACGGCAUAGCUCAUUUAUACCUGCCUUUUUCCAGCACCGGCGGGGAAUGGAACAAAGACUGGUUUUUCUUGGUUUUUUCCCCUUCUGUCUGUAUUUGAGGGUGGAAAGGGGGGAGGGGAGAUUUGGAUUUGCCUCACGGCAGUGAGUAUGCCUUUUUUUUUUCACAUUGUCCUUUCCGUAUGUACGGAAAUUUCUUGGUUUCGGCACAUGGAGGAGGGGUCGGGUGGGUGGUAUUCUGAAGUUUCUGUCUACCUUGCAGCAACCAAUCACGAAAUUGGCAAUUUUGCUUCAUAUGUUGCUUUUCUAUUUUCAAACAUUCCGGUGUCUCUGUCUGCAUAUUGUAUCUUUUCUAUCUAUUUAUCUCUCUGGUUUCGGCAGGUUGGGGGUGGUAUUCUGUGCUUCUUCAAGUAACUGGGAAGGUUUUUGUCUGCUGGUUUGCUUGUCAUCACUCUGGACAUUUUAGAUUGAUUUUGUGCUGGUUGGUUUGGGUGGUCUUGUGAGGUUUUUCUCGAAGUUAUCAAAUCAUGUUCAUGCAACGUCUUUUGCCAAAAGAGACACACACACACACACACACACACACACAAACAUUUCCAGUGGUGUUUUUGGCUUGAACAGAUCACAACUUGGUUUCGUUUAACCUAGCUCUCCCGACUCUUUAGCUAUAGUAUCUAUAUAAUUCAAGUUGUACACACACACACACACACACACACACACACACACACA